AUGGUUUCUUACAUUAGAGCUCCAGCUUACAAGACAGUUAAAACCUUUGCUGGUUUAAACUUGCCACUUAUUAAGCAAUACACACCUAACUUGAUCCUUUGGGGAGGUGCUGCUGCUGCAGGUGUUGCCACUUUCACAGAAGGUAUCCCAUUAUUCAAGGAUACUUUCUACUCUAAAAUUCCAUACUUUGGUCAACACUGGAUUUACAAUCCAGAUCCAGAAGAAGUUCCUGUCUAA
Molecule: messenger RNA, 237 nt
Organism: Debaryomyces hansenii CBS767
Lineage: Eukaryota; Fungi; Ascomycota; Pichiomycetes; Serinales; Debaryomycetaceae
Product: ubiquinol--cytochrome-c reductase subunit 10
Exons: 2
Coding region: 1-237 (78 amino acids)
Biological process (GO): mitochondrial electron transport, ubiquinol to cytochrome c
Source: RefSeq, a predicted model, not a curated record